GUAACGCUACUCCCACUUAAAUAAUCAUCUGCUCUGGCGCAGAAGGAUGGUCAACACUUUUUUAUUCAAAGGCAACUCGUAGAUUAUCAAGGCUAACCACGCCGAUACUUGCACACGUAACUUGUAAAUAUAACUUAUAUCUGGAAGUAAACAGUGAGUUUUUGUUGAUUGAAAUAGUGAUAAUCAUGGAAGUAUUUUUAGCAAUCGUGGGACUAAUAACUAUAUAUUAUUUAUUUUUUCGUAAAAAUUUUUUUGAAAAACAUGGAAUCCCUCAUAAGAAACCUUUUCCAUUCUUCGGAAAUAUGGGAAAAAUAAUAUUUCGGAAAGCGACUGGCGUUGAUUUAAUUAAUGACACUUACAAUUGUAAUUCGGAAGCUAAAUUUGUUGGAUUUUUUAAUUUUACUUCUCCAGUGAUAAUGAUUCGUGAUUUGGAAUUAAUAAAGAGUAUUACAGUAAAGAAUUUCGACCACUUUGUGGACCACAAAAGUUUGUCAGAUCCCGAAAUGGAGCCGUUGUUGGGAAACAAUUUAUUGAGCCUGAGUGGGGACCGGUGGCGACAAAUUCGGACUCUACUUAGCCCAGCUUUUACGUCCAGCAAAAUGAAGGGAAUGUUUAAAUUGAUGUCCGAGUGUGCGAGUAAUUUUUCAGACUAUUUAGUAGGUCAAGCGCAAAACAACUCAAUUGAAUUUAACUCGAAAGAUAUUUUUACGCGUUAUACCAAUGAUACGAUCGCAACCUGUGCUUUUGGUGUAUCUGUUGACUCAAUGAACAAUCCUGACAAUGAUUUUUAUGUUUUUGGAAAGAAGGGAACUAGUUUUGUGGGUAUAAAAGCAUUGAAGUUUUUCAUUUCAUCAUCUUUUCCAAAACUAGCUAAGCUAUUUCGUGUCAAGGUAAUUGAAAGGGAAGUGGAGAAGUUUUUCUAUGACUUAGUACGCGAUACAAUCGCUACAAGAGACGCAAAAGGCAUCUACCGACCAGAUAUGAUCCAACUGAUGAUGGAAGCAAGGGGCAAUAACCCAGGUUCCAAAACACCUGAACUUAGCAUUGAAAGUAUGACAUCUCAAGCGUUUGUUUUCUUCUUCGGUGGCUUUGAUUCUACAUCAACUCUCAUGUGUUUUGCCGCUCACGAGAUCGCGUCUCAUCCAGAAAUCCAAGAGAAACUUCAAAAAGAAAUAGACCAAGUUCUAGAAAAAUGUGAUGGGGAUCCAACUUACGAAGCAAUCAACAGCAUGAUUUAUCUUGAUGCCGUUGUCAAUGAGGCUCUUCGAAAGUAUCCUAUUCAAGUAGCAAUAGAUAGAGUUUGUACCAAAAAUUUUGAGUUACCUCCAACCCUACCUGGAUCAAAACCAGUUUCGGUAAAAUCCGGAGACAAUAUUUGGGUACCAGUUUGGGCGAUCCAUCGAGAUCCACAAUAUUUUCCAGACCCGGAGAAAUUUAUUCCUGAACGAUUCAUCGGAGACGCCAAAGACGACCUGAAUACGUCAGCUUAUUUGCCUUUUGGAGUUGGACCCAGAAUGUGCAUUGGAAAUCGUUUCGCUCUUUUAGAAAUAAAAGUUCUCUUCUUCUAUCUUCUUGCUAAAUGUACUAUCAAGAUUUCUGAUAAAAUGAUUCUACCAAUACAAUUUAGUAAAUCGAAUAUUUUUUUGAUGGCCGAAGGUGGCUUCUGGUUAGAAAUACAAUCAAGAGAAAACAUGUUUGAAGUGUCUUGGUCAACAGUCUUAGCUAUUUUAGCUGGACUAUUUGUUGCUUAUUACUUUUUCUCCCGUGAAAACUAUUUUGCUAAAUAUGGAAUUCCUCAUUCAAAACCUCUUAUACUUUUUGGAAACAUGGCUCCGGUAGUAUUUAGAAGGAAAACGUUUGUUGACAAUGUAACAAAUGCUUAUAAGACACACAGUGAAGCUAAAUACGUGGGAUUUUUCGAAUUUACCACUCGUGUGACGAUGCUUCGUGAUUUGGAUUUGAUUAAGACUGUGACAGUUAAGUACUUUGAUCAUUUUAUGGAUCACCGCAGUUUCGCUGAUCCUAAAGUAGAUCCUUUGUUCAGCAACAACCUAUUUUCUCUGCGUGGUGACCAGUGGCGGGAAAUACGGACUCUGCUGACUCCUGCAUUUACGUCAAGCAAAAUGAAAGCCAUGUUCAAAUUAAUGUCCCAGUGUGCUGAUACUUUUGGUGACUGUUUGGUGAAACAAUCGGAAAAAAAACAACCGUUCAAUUCUAAAGACAUUUUUACUCGAUACACAAAUGAUACCAUCGCGACAUGUGCUUUUGGUGUGUCUGUUGACUCAAUGAAUAACCCUGACAAUGAUUUUUACGUUCUUGGUAGAAACGCAACUACUUUCGACGGCCUAAAGACUUUGAAAUUUUUUAUAGUUCGUUCAUUUCCAACAAUAGCCAGAUUAUUGAGUAUUAAACUAUUCGAUACCAAGACUGAAAAGUUUUUCUAUGAUUUGGUACGAGACACAAUAGCCACAAGAGACGCAAAAGGAAUCAAUAGGCCUGACAUGAUCCAACUGAUGAUGGAGACAAGAGGCAGUAAACCAGGUUCCAAAACACCUGAACUCAGCAUUGAAAGCAUGACAUCUCAAGCGUUUAUUUUCUUCUUCGGUGGUUUUGAUUCCACGGCAACUCUCAUGUGUUUCGCCGCUCAUGAGAUAGCGUCGCAUCCAGAAAUUCAAGAAAAACUUCAAAAAGAAGUAGAUCAAGUUCUGGAAAAAUGUGAUGGGGAUCCAACUUACGAAGCAAUCAACAGCAUGAUCUAUCUUGAUGCUGUCGUUAACGAGACUUUGCGAUUGUAUCCAAUAGCCGGAUUUAUGGACAGACUUUGUACCAAGAGUUUCGAGCUGCCUCCAACUCUACCUGGUUCAAAACCCCUGCUUGUAAAACCCGGUGAUAAUCUUUGGGUACCAGUUUGGUCAAUCCAUCGAGAUCCACAAUAUUUUCCAGACCCGGACAAUUUUACCCCCGAACGAUUCAUCGGAGAAGCCAAAGACAGCCUGAAUACAUCAGCUUAUUUUCCUUUUGGAGUCGGGCCCAGAAUGUGCAUUGGAAAUCGUUUCGCUCUUCUAGAAAUAAAAGUUCUCUUCUUUCAUCUUCUUGCAAAGUGUAAUAUAAAACCUGCUAAAAAAAUGAUUCUGCCAAUGAGAUUAAGCAAAAAGAGUUUCGCUUUAAUGGCUGAAGGGGGCUUCUGGUUGGACAUUACACCAAGACAAUAAUAACUUUGUUAUAUAUUAAAAGACUAUAAAACCAAUAAUCGAUAUGCUUCUAAUAAUUUUCUGUGCUGAUUGUAAGUAUAGUAGCUACUGCAUAGUCAGGAUUUUUGUAAUCGAUCGAUAGCAAAUAAAAAAAUACGCUUUCUAUUA
Microplitis mediator is the source of this 3359-nucleotide messenger RNA. Its product is annotated as cytochrome P450 9e2-like. The record is from RefSeq and is a predicted model, not a curated record. Gene Ontology annotation, molecular function: oxidoreductase activity, acting on paired donors, with incorporation or reduction of molecular oxygen; iron ion binding; monooxygenase activity. Lineage: Eukaryota; Metazoa; Arthropoda; Insecta; Hymenoptera; Braconidae. The transcript has 2 exons. The coding region runs from base 186 to 3212 and encodes 1008 amino acids.